Molecule: messenger RNA, 957 nt
Organism: Rattus rattus (black rat)
Lineage: Eukaryota; Metazoa; Chordata; Mammalia; Rodentia; Muridae
Product: olfactory receptor 3A1-like
Exons: 1
Coding region: 10-957 (315 amino acids)
Biological process (GO): G protein-coupled receptor signaling pathway
Cellular component (GO): membrane
Molecular function (GO): G protein-coupled receptor activity; olfactory receptor activity
Source: RefSeq, a predicted model, not a curated record
AAGGAACUCAUGCAGUCAAAACAUACAUCCAAUGGAACCACUGUAACUGAGUUCAUUCUGCUGGGAUUGGUGGAGACACCACAGCUGUGGCCAGUUGUCUUCAUACUCUUCCUCUUGGCUUAUAUGAUAACAGUUGGGGGCAACCUCAGCAUCCUGGCAGCUGUCUUGGUGGAAGCCAAACUGCACACGCCCAUGUACUUCUUCCUGGGGAAUCUGUCAGUGAUGGAUGUGGGGUGCAUCAGUGUCACUAUUCCCUCCAUGUUGGUUCGGCUCUUGGCCCACAAGCUUACAGUUCCAUAUGGAGACUGCCUCACACAACUCUUCUUUUUCCAUCUGCUGGCUGGGGUUGACUGCUUCCUAUUGACAGCCAUGGCUUAUGACCGCUUCCUGGCCAUCUGUCAGCCCCUUACCUAUAGCACCCGAAUGAACCAUUCAGUCCAGAGGAUUUUGGUGGCUUCAUCCUGGGUUUGUUCCUUCGGCAAUGCACUGACCCACACUGUGGCCAUAACCACACUUCACUUCUGUGGCCCCAAUGUGAUUGAUAACUUCUACUGUGACCUUCCCCAGCUCUUUUGGCUGUCCUGCUCCAGCACCCAAGUUAAUGAGAUGCUGCUCUUUGCAUUGAGUUUCUUAAUGGCAGGAGCCCCCAUGGCACUCAUUUUCACCUCCUAUAUCCACGUGGCAGCUGCUGUUCUGCGAAUUCGCUCUGCUGAAGGCAGGAAGAAAGCCUUCUCUACAUGCAGCUCUCACCUCACUGUGGUGGCCAUAUUCUAUGGCACAGGCAUGUUUAACUAUAUGAGACUUGGCUCCAUCAAACUUUCAGAUAAGGAUAAAGCUAUUGGCAUUUUCAACACUGUCAUCAACCCUAUGCUGAACCCACUCAUCUACAGCCUCAGGAAUCCUGAUGUUCAGGCUGCGCUCUGGAAGGUACUCACAGGCAGGCGACCAGCAGCUUGA